Messenger RNA from Cephus cinctus (wheat stem sawfly), 3896 nucleotides. RefSeq names its product zinc finger protein 420-like. NCBI's taxonomy places the organism in Eukaryota, Metazoa, Arthropoda, Insecta, Hymenoptera, Cephidae. The record is from RefSeq and is a predicted model, not a curated record. The coding region runs from base 156 to 2972 and encodes 938 amino acids. The transcript has a single exon. Gene Ontology annotation, cellular component: nucleus.
CAAGAUAUAGCGCGGUUUAUGAGGAUAAAUAACAGAAACUGCCGUCUGUACAUUAAGGAUGACAGGACCUAACUUAACUUGAGGUCAAACUAGGUCGUCAAAAUUUCGGCCUGCUCCAAGAGGAACGAAGUUUAACUAAAUAAAGUUGUUGUACGAUGGAAACUCACGAGAACGAACAGUAUGUAACAUUUCCAUUGUCUGGAGUGCAUGAGUCUAUACAAGAGAAUAUCAUAUCACAUGAGGAGAUAUGUGAACCUGUGGAUGAGUGCGUACUACAAGAAGGACUGAGCGAAGUGUCUGUAGGGGAUGUGAAUACUGGCAUUACAGAAGCUCAAGUAGCUGUAGAAAUUUUGGCUGAACGUUCUGACGAAGAGGAUGAAAAUUCUAUCGUUUAUCCAAUUUAUAUUAAGCAAGAGGAACAGCAACAGUAUACUUCCGGUGAUGAUGAAUCUAUGGCAGUAGAAGCUCUUCGGCAACUUGGAGGAAUGUAUCCUUGUUUUGAAGAUAAAAAAAUUAGCUGUCCGAACUGUGCAAAUCAUUUUACGCAAUCAGAAAUGGCAAAGCAUCAUCCUACUUGUACUGCUGUUAAAUUAUCUUGUACUACUUGUGGUGAAAGAUUUGAAAGAAAGAUAGACCUGAAUAAUCAUAUGGUUUGUCAUCAAGUCGAUCGACCACAUGCAUGCAGAACAUGUGGAAAUCUAUUUCGUUCCAAAGCAAAUCUCCAGUCUCAUAUGGCACAGGUUCACCAAGUUGAAAGACCUCACAAGUGCACAAUAUGUGGUGCAGACUUUCAAAGACCUUCCAGCCUAUCAAAUCAUAUGAAAAUUCAUACCUAUGUAGCAGGUCGGGCAAUCAUGCAAUCACAGGGAAACAAUGUCUCCCAACCUGUGGAAUCCUUUAGGAAAUGGCCAGAAAACAAUAUUUCAGAAUCGCAAAGUACGCAGGUUCCGUCCUCGUCUGUACAAACAAUACAGAGUUACGACGUGUCUCAGGUACAUUGGACCGUACCUUCCUACAAUUUUCACAAUGAGCAGUCCAAUGUGGGUUCUCUGAGUAAUCACCAAGAGAAAAUGGAUACUCUGCAAGAAUUCACAGUGAUGCCUAAUGGUGAAGUAACCCAGUUUGAAUAUAGUCAACAGAGUACAAUGACAAGUCAGAUAAAUCAACAAUAUAACUUAUCGUUAAACAACUUUAAUAAUCAGGACACUAUGGUGAAAAUAGAAGCAUUACCAUAUGUAGGAGAGAAUCGAAGAAACUACGUGGAAGUUGAAAUAAAUGAAACUAAAUCAUAUACCUGCACUCACUGUGGUGUUAGUUUUUCCAGGGUAUCCGCCCUGACGUCUCAUGAAAAGAUACACGCCUCCAAGAAUUGGAAUAUGCCAAUCGAGUGUGAAUACUGCGACAAACAAUUCCAGGAUGGUAAUCAUCUAGCAACGCAUCAAACAACGUGCGCCAAGAAAAUGAUGCAAAACAACAUCGAACAGGGUGUUUCAAACAGUAAGUGGGGCAAGCACGCGUGCUCUGAAUGCGGAAAGAAGUUCACUACCAAACAGAAGAUGUUCCGGCAUCAAUGGAUUCACCGAAAGAAAACUCAUUCGUGUGAAGUGUGCGGAUCCCAGUUCGAGAAGCAGAAUCAAUUGGAUGAGCACAGAUUGUCAGCGCACCCGGGUGAUUCGCCUUUCACCUGUAGCGAAUGUGGGAAGAGUUUUGUGUCUCGCCAGGGUCUCUGGGAACAUGGCAGAACUCACGCAGGUAGUCCUGCACAUUUUCAUUGUGACACCUGCUCGAAAACCUUUUCCUCCAGACAAGGAUACUUGAUACAUCAUCGUACACAUACCGGCGAGCGGCCUUACGGCUGUAAAUUUUGUUGGAAGGCCUUCAGGGAUGGCGGCACCCUGAGGAAACACGAGCGCAUUCAUACUGGCGAACGACCUCACGUAUGUCCAUUGUGCUCCAGAGCCUUCAAUCAGAAAGUCGUGCUACGUGAACACGUAAGGUGGGUCCACGCUGCGGGAAAGAAUGAAACGGAGGUUACAGGUCCGCCAUUCCCAUGCCCACUUUGCGGUGCUUUGAAUCAGGAUCGAGAUGAGUUAUGUGCUCAUAUCGUGAAGCAUUCGGAUCAGAUGAUAGCUGAAGCAAAGGCAAAGACUAAUAACAAUGCACCAAAACCAAAACCUCCUAAAAAGAAAUCAAAAUCCUCUACUAGCUCAACCACCCAGUCCAAGCAAACUACCGGAAGUCGUUUAAUCUCUAGAACUGAACAAAACGAAGCUCUUCUCUCUAUCACAGAGACAUCUGGAAAAUCAUCUAAUAACCAACAAGUACUAACAGAAAAGCAAAAUAACAGUAGCACUAGCAGAAUAACAGAAGCAGUGCGUUUAAUAACUGAGACUAAAAAUGAAGGGGUACAGUUAUCCCAUGGGAAUCACAGUCGCGGGGAAUCUCUGGAUCUGAUUACUAUAGAGAAACAUGAACAAAGUACACAAAUAACCGAACACGAAAGUAACACUAUAACUGGGAUAGCUACUACAAGGAACAAUGAAAUCAGUGCAAUGCAUUUGAUAUCGUCAUCAAAACCUAAUGAAACUUUACAUCUAAUAACUACAGGAAAACAGAACAACACGUUACAUCUGAUAUCAAAACAAAAUGAAUCCUUACCUGUUUUAGCAAUACCAAAUCCACAGAAUCAUGAGAAUUUCUCCAGUCAAAUUGCACAAAUGAGUAAUAACACUGAUAUGCCCAUGAACAUGGUAACUCAUCACUCUUCAAGGCAGUCCCAAAAUGACAAAGGAAAAAAUGCAACUGAACGGGAUUCAUUGAUGCAAGAUGCUACUCAACAAUCUGAUGUUAUUCAGGUAGUGCAAUAUCAUCAGCAGGAAAGUGAUGAUGGUGAGGAUUUGGUAUGCGGUAUCUGCGGCGAGGAUUUUAACGACAAAAAUGUACUUAUGGAACACGUCAAGAUUCACAUAUAAUUCGUGCAGAAUUUUUAAAUGUCCAAGCUUGUGAUAUUUUCUAUAGCGCGAUUGCGUAGGCAUGGACGAUAAUAAACACUACUGGUGAUUACUGGCAUCAGUGUACUUUCUGUCAUGCUCUUAAUCAAUUCUUGUAAAAAGACAUUUACUGUUUUUCUUUUAAAAUGAAUUCAUUGAGAAGCGGCUAUAAUCCGCUUCGUUUUCUCCAGUGCUUUUGUACACGUAGAUCAUAUAUGCGCCGCUGUAAUAUAAUAUUCUGUACGUCUGUGAGAAACUACUAUAGUCUUUAAGAUCGGUAUAUUAUAUUGUGCGAUGAUGGAUUAUUAUUAUAUUGGACAAAACAUAUCGUAGACAUGUUGUGUUGUAUAAGAAAAAUCACUAUUCAAAUCUAUGAUUUAAAUAACUGAUUGAAUCACAGCUAGAACCGAGAAGAUAUUAGUAAAAAGGACCAGCUAUAUUUCACGUUGUGUCCGAUGGCUAGUGGGCAUAUCGGACACGGGAGAUACGUUGGAACUAGCAUAGAAAUUCCGGAGGGGAUUAAAAUGUCAUACAAUUCGUUUCAAACAGAGAAUACACAGGGGCUCUUUACCAAUUUUUUCUCGGUGCUGCUGAUGUCACGAUUAUUAAGACUCGAUCAAGUCUCGCGCCGAGUAUCAUUUUUUAUUACCUAAGAGUGCGUUCCGAAAUGUAAUGUUAGUACUGCCAGUACUGUAACCAAUGAUGUGUCCUUAUUCAUCCAUAAGCAUCCAACAGAGAUGUUUGACAGUACUAUCAGUACAUUUCGGAAGGCACCGUAAAUCAACGGGCGAUUCGAUCUAUUCCAAACUUCAAGUGUAAGAAAGAAAUGCGAUAAGAAUACCACCUAUGUAAAAUAAAUUGUAUUUUAUUUUGUACACUACUCCAUUAUUCAUUAGAUUGCAAAUA